Galleria mellonella (greater wax moth) is the source of this 982-nucleotide messenger RNA. RefSeq lists its product as uncharacterized. The transcript has 2 exons. Gene Ontology annotation, cellular component: nucleus; transcription regulator complex. The record is from RefSeq and is a predicted model, not a curated record. Gene Ontology annotation, molecular function: DNA binding. Gene Ontology annotation, biological process: regulation of transcription by RNA polymerase II. The coding region runs from base 157 to 900 and encodes 247 amino acids. Lineage: Eukaryota; Metazoa; Arthropoda; Insecta; Lepidoptera; Pyralidae.
GUGGCAGCCGGCAGAGGCGCGCGGCGGAAUCGCUGCGGACUCGCGCCGGCAACGCAGCGUCACUCCGGCGCGAUCGCCCGUAUCACAUACCCGCGGACCAUACGCCAUCACGCCGCACGAUACCCGUCCUACUUCUGCUACAUCCUGUCGUGCUAAAUGUCUUCUUAUUCCUUGGACGUAGAAAUGUUUAUAAGUGAAGUGAAGAAAUAUCCAGAAAUAUGGGAUUUGCACAACGAAGAUUACAGAUUCAAGAACAAGAAGCAGCGCGCUUGGGCUGAAAUAGCGCGUGUUUUUAUAACCGACUUUGACGAUAUGCCCGAAAUCGACAAAAUUGAUGUUUAUAGAAAAUUACACGGCAAAUGGCGUAAUAUACGAGAUUCGUUCGUCAGACACGUGAAAAAGAAAGACGGAAAGAGAGGUUACUUGUAUGCAGCGCAAUUGUCCUUCUUAAACGAUAUCUACAAACCCAGUGAUUGCAGUGAUGAGGAUCUGGACAAUAACGAGUCGUGGCAGAGCGAUGCUGACGACUCUCACGGAUUCAAAAAGAUCUCAUUAAAACGGAGGCUCAAUUUGCUGACUGAUUCCAAUAUAUGGCCCAGUGAUGGCGAGGAUGGCCCGCCCUCGACCAUAGAGAAUCUCAAACGAAAACGAUCUAGUAAAAACAAAAAACAAGACAUAGAGUACGUCGACACCCCGUACAUAGACGCAUCGGCCUCCACUUACCAAAUAGAAGAUGAGGAUAGGUCAUUUUUCGAAUCCCUCUUACCAGUGGUUAGGAGGUUCGAUGUAGACCAGAAAUUAGAAUUCCGUAGCGAAAUUUUAGGUUUGAUUAAAAAUAUUAGGUCAAAUAAUAUUAGGAAGUUUCAACUCGACCCAACGACAGGAGACUUCAAUGAUUAGAGAACAAACCAUUUAGGUAGAUAGUAGUCUAGCUAGCUAUACAAUUCAUUCCAACUUUGUUACAAUAAAGACUAUAUAUUUA